UGCUGGGUGAUGUCAAAUGCCACAAAAGGACGUGCUAUAACAAAAGUAGAAAUCUAUACAAUGAGGGACCCCAGUUAGAUCAUUAAGUUGAAGAGGGGUAUCUGUUAUUAUUGUAUUUUAUACAAAAUAGGAUUUUCAUAGGCGAGUGAGAAUUUGUUUUUUUUUUUUUUUUUGUGUCGUAUAGAUUACCAUUUUUUUUCAUUUUUUUGUGAAUUAUCAUAUGGUAGAAAAAUAGAAAAGAAAAAAAUUGCUGCAGCUGUCAUUUGAGUGAUUCCUCAAGAUCUGUGUAAUCGGUUACUCAAGGAGGCUUAGUGGCCAUAAAGCUGGCAAAUUUUUUUAGCAUUUUUUACAGAGUCUUGGCUGUUGCUAGAAACCACUGCUGCCUAUGCGCGCAAUGGGAGGGUAGAUGGACAACAUACAAACUCGGUGUAUCUUCUUUUCUGCUUUUGAUUCUUUUUCUAAUUCGAGGGUGCUCUUCACUGAACCCUGAGGGUAUGGCGUUGUUGGAUUUUCGGGCAGGAAUAUCUCAUGAUCCAUAUGGCGCCUUCAAAAGUUGGUUUCCUGAUAACCGUGAUCCAUGUUCGUGGUCUUAUAUUCAUUGUGUUGAUGGCAAUGUUCAUGUGCUGGAUCUCAAUGGGCUAUCCUUGGAAGGAGUAUUGGUACCUGAGAUAGGGAACCUCACACAUUUGAGACGCCUUAUCCUCUCACAGAAUAAGUUCUCUGGAGUUAUUCCAAAAGAGCUUGGUGAACUCUCAAUGUUGGAAGUGCUAGACUUACGGGAUAAUAAUUUGAGUGGACAUAUUCCUGUGGAGCUAGGAAGGAUGUAUUCGCUAAAACGGUUGUUGCUCUGUAACAACAAUCUUGAAGGACCCAUUCCCAUGGAACUCAGGACUCUCAGCUUUCUCUGUGAAAUGGAAUAUGAUGAGAACCCUCCAUCUCUUGUUGCCAAUGGGAUUGGAUGUUUAAAUAGGAAGUUCGGACGAUGCGUAUGGCAGGGAGGUUCUAAACUUCAAAGGAAAGCUGACUCUAUUCUAAAACAAGUGAAAGAAACAGUUUCUAGUUACCUCAGCCCAUUCCAACCUUUCAGGAUUCACAAGAGCUGUUCAGGCAAUUGCCAGAUAAGUGAAAAAAUAGGUGAAUUGGAAGCAGAAAUGGUGGAAAAUGAUGUGCGUCGAAAGCUUGCACAAGAAUCUUUAAACCUUGCAGCUGCACCAUCGCCUAGUGACGGGACUGGGCCACCAAAGAUCAUAGCUCUCCCAACUACUAGAAGUAGUGGAUCAUAUCCUGCUGUACCCAAGCACAAGAAGGAACAUAAUCCACUUGGCCUCGAUCAAGAAACAAUAUCUUCUCAACCACCGGCAAAUCAGGCUCAAGAAAGUAGCAAUAUAUAUAAGUGGAAGAUUUGGUUUAUAAUAUCUUUCUGCAUACUUCUGCUGAUAAUGAUUGCCAUAGUUCUCUGGUGUGUGUGUCGUCGAUGUAUAAGAGUAAAGACCAUGGGACCAUGGAGAAGUGGUAUCAGUGGACAAUUGCAGAAAGCAUUUGUUACUGGUGUUCCAAAGCUAAGCCGUGCUGAGCUAGAAACAGCUUGCGAGGAAUUUAGCAACAUCGUUGUGACAACAGAAGGCUAUACAUUAUAUAAGGGAACAUUAUCUAGUGGAGUUGAGGUUUGUGUAGCAUCAACUUCCAUUGGUAGUCUCAAAGAUUGGUCAAAACGCGCAGAGCUAGGGUUUCACAAGAAGAUUGAUGUGUUGUCACGAGUGAAUCACAAAAACUUUGUUAAUCUUCUUGGUUAUUGUGAGGAGGAUGAACCUUUUGUUAGGAUGAUGGUGUUUGAGUAUUCUGCUAAUGGCUUACUCUCAGAGCAUCUACACGUUUCAGAACUUGAACAUCUUGAUUGGAUCACAAGGAUGCGAAUUAUCAUGGGAAUAUCCUAUUGUCUUGAAUACUUGCAUGAAUUGAAUCCUCCUGUGCCGCAUACCUAUGUCACCUCAACAGUAAUCUUUCUUACCGACGAUUAUGCACCCAAAGUUGCGGAGAUAGCUUUCUGGACAAAUUUGAUAUCGAAACCAAAGGUAUCGGCAGAAUCUGAAUCAGAACCUUCUGCACUGCCACCACUCGUUGAUACAGAGACAAACGUCUACUGUUUUGGUAUCUUAUUGCUUGAAAUCAUUUCUGGCAACCUUCCUCAUUCUUACCAACAAGGGCAUCUUGAAGCUUGGGCUGCACAAUAUCUAAAGGAUAAAAGAAACUGGAGUGACGUUGUUGACCCGACAUUAAAAUCAUUUAAGCAAAACGAGCUUGACAUCAUAUGUGAAGUUAUUGAAGAAUGCAUUGACCCGGAUAUUCGAAAGAGACCAACAAUGAAAGAAGUGGUUACAAAGCUACGUGAAGUGCUACGAAUUUCACCCGAGCAAGCAAUGCCAAGACUCUCACCUCUUUGGUGGGCUGAGCUUGAGAUCUUAUCAGGAGAGGCAUAAACGAACAAGAACUAUUGAAGAUACAUGACUCAUCGACUCCCUUUGGUGACAGUACUGUAGAUUUCGCGUGUCAAUACAUGGAUGUUUGGGAAAAAGGGUAUAGAUGUCAUUGUUUGUGUCUCGAGUAUAAGGAUAUGUUUGUCAAGUUACAGAUUGUGUAUCCUGUGUGUACUUGGAAGUGUUUUCGAGGUGACAGUGAUAGAACGAAAUUUUGAGAGAAUGAAACUUGCUAGCUCAAACUAUUAUAAUACAAUUUUUCUUUAGCAUUG
Helianthus annuus (common sunflower) is the source of this 2746-nucleotide messenger RNA. Its product is annotated as protein MALE DISCOVERER 2. The transcript is spliced from 13 exons. Gene Ontology annotation, molecular function: ATP binding; protein kinase activity; protein binding. Bases 495 to 2477 code for a protein of 660 amino acids. Gene Ontology annotation, biological process: protein phosphorylation. NCBI's taxonomy places the organism in Eukaryota, Viridiplantae, Streptophyta, Magnoliopsida, Asterales, Asteraceae. The record is from RefSeq and is a predicted model, not a curated record.